Molecule: messenger RNA, 2122 nt
Organism: Sorex fumeus (smoky shrew)
Lineage: Eukaryota; Metazoa; Chordata; Mammalia; Eulipotyphla; Soricidae
Gene: PIGQ
Product: phosphatidylinositol glycan anchor biosynthesis class Q
Exons: 11
Coding region: 71-1816 (581 amino acids)
Biological process (GO): GPI anchor biosynthetic process
Cellular component (GO): membrane; endoplasmic reticulum
Source: RefSeq, a predicted model, not a curated record
CGGAAGUGGGGCCGGGGGCUGCGCGCGCCGGUGCCCCGCGCCCCGUCCCGCCGCGCCCCGCGUCCCCAGCAUGGUGCUCAAGGCCUUUUUCCCCACCUGCUGCGCGUCUGUGGACAGUGGGCUGCUGGUGGGGCGCUGGGUCCCGGAGCAGAGCAGCGCCGUGGUGCUGGCGGUGGUGCACUUCCCUUUCAUCCCUGUGCAGGUGAAGGAGCUCCUGGCCCAGGUACAGCAGGCCAGCCGGCUGGGUGUGACCGUGCUGGGAACCUGGUGCCACCACCAGCAAGAACCUGAGGAGAGCCUCGGCCACUUCCUGGAGGGCUUGGGCACCAUCUUCUCCCAUGAGCCCUGGCUCCAGCUGUGCCGGGAGAGGGGCAGCAGGUUGUGGAGCUGCAAGGCCACCCGCUGGCAGGCUCCCACUGCCCACAAUGUCCCUGCAGAGGACCAGGUCCUGCUUGUCUUUUAUGACCAGCGCAAAGUGCUGCAGGCCCAGCUCCACCCACCGGUGGCCCUACCCCACCAGCAGGCUGGUGAUGCCACUGCCAGAGCUGAGGGCCUGGCCACUGUGUUUGACACGGUGGCGCGCAGCACCCUGCUUUUCUGCAGCGACCGCUUCGACGAAGGUCCCGUGCGACUGAGCCACUGGCAGUCAGAUGGUGUGGAGGGCAGCAUCCUCGUGGAACUGGCCAAGCAGGCUUCAGGGCCCAUCUGCCUGCUCAUGGCCUAUCUGCUUUCGCUCUUGUCUGCACUCAGUGCCUGCAGGCUGCUGCAGUCAUGGCCCCUGACGUUCAUCUGGAGCAAACUGUCCACGUGCGAGCAGCUCAGGCACCGCCUCGACCACCUCAGGCUGGUCUUUAGCACGCAGAAGGCCAAGGACCCUGCACAGCUGAUGAGGAAGGCCAACACGCUUGUGUCCCUGCUCCUCGACCUGGCCCUUGGCCUCGUGCUGCUAUUCUGGUUACACAGGAAGGACCACAUUGGGCAGCUGGCGGAUGCCCUCGUCCCUGUGGCUGAUCAUGUGUCUGAGGAGCUGCAGCAGCUGCUGCAGUGGCUGAUGGGCGCGCCCGCCGGGCUCAAGAUGAACCGUGCUCUGGACCAGGUGCUUGGCCGCUUCUUCCUGUACCACAUCCACCUGUGGAUCAGCUACAUCCACCUUAUGUCCCCCUUCAUUGAGUGCAUUCUGUGGCACGUGGGCCUGUCUGCCUGCCUGGGACUGACCGUCGCCCUGUCCAUCCUGUCGGACAUCCUGGCCCUACUCACCUUCCACAUCUACUGUUUUUACGUCUACGGAGCCAGGCUCUACUGCCUGAAGAUCUAUGGGCUAUCAUCACUCUGGCGUCUGUUCCGGGGGAAGAAGUGGAAUGUGCUUCGCCAGCGAGUGGACUCCUGCUCCUAUGACUUGGACCAGCUGUUCAUCGGGACGCUGCUUUUCACCAUCCUGAUCUUUCUGCUACCUACCACAGCCCUCUACUACUUGGUGUUCACCCUGCUCCGGCUCCUGGUGGUCACCGUGCAGGGCGUCAUCCACCUGCUUGUGGAUCUCAUCAACUCGCUGCCAUUGUUUGCGCUAGGCCUUCGGCUCUGCCGGCCCUACAGGCUUGCGGCCGGCGUGAAAUUCCGGGUCCUGGAGCGCGAGGCUGGGAGGCCCCUCCGCCUCCUGAUGCAGAUCAACCCAUUGGCCUACAGCCAUGUGGUACGCACCUACCGCCUCCCCAGCUCGGGCUGCCCCCCGCAGCAUUCCUGGGGCUCCUUGUGCAGCAAGCUGUUCUUCGGGGAGCUCAUCUACCCCUGGAGGCAGAGGGGGGCCAAGCAGGACUGAGGACCCACCUGUGGCGUGGGGUGCUCGUGGUUGCCUCCGUCUCUGUCCCGCUGGGGCCUGUCUCCUGGCUCUGAGGGAUGCUGGGGUGCUGAGUAGGGGGGCAGGAGCCUUACAACAGCCCCUGGUGCUGCCUUCUGGGCCUCCUGUCAGCCUCCUGUGGCUUCCUGGAGCUGGCUCUCGGGAGGAGUCUGCCAGUAGCCAAGCCCCACAGGAACAGGCUCUCCUGGGCCUGCACCUGGCUUCUGAAGGUGGGUGGGGGGCCCUUCCACCACAGGUUUGGCUGCUUCUGCUGCCUCCAGGGAUAAA